Molecule: messenger RNA, 309 nt
Organism: Leishmania braziliensis MHOM/BR/75/M2904
Lineage: Eukaryota; Euglenozoa; Kinetoplastea; Trypanosomatida; Trypanosomatidae
Exons: 1
Coding region: 1-309 (102 amino acids)
Source: RefSeq, a predicted model, not a curated record
AUGUCGAACCGGUUCUUUCAAAAGUUCUACCUGCGGUGCGGCAACUGUUCUGCAAUCCAGCGUAGUGCCCAGGGGUACAAGCCGAUUGCGAACCCCAUCCUCUUCAAUUCCGAUGAGCACUGCCGCAACUACCACGAUGAGCAGCGCCGCGCCGCCGGGUACUCUGGCGUGUUGGUGACAUGCCGCUGUGAGAGCUGCAGGCGCGUACACUCUAAUUGGACGGUACUCGACGCUCAGGAGUUUGUUGACGCGAAGCUGCGCAUGACACCCGAGGACCGCGCUCAGCGCUUGUGGGCUUCCAAGUCGUAG